AUCCACGGUAUUGCGUCCAAAAACGACCCGGAAAAUAUCGAAUAUACCCCCUCCACCUCCAGGCCUCUCCCCUAGCCGCCGAGUGCUUAUCCUCCUCCCUUUUCCCUGCCCCUCUCGCGAUCCCCCGCCAGCGCGCCCCUCCGUCCACCCAACGGAAGCACCAGACGGAGGGGAUUCUCCUCUCCGACCCGGCGUCCGCCUCCGCCUCCUCCUCGGCUCCACCGGUGCGCGGCGGAGAUCCGCCCGGAGCCCGCCCGUCCAGGGAUUGACCCCCUUUGCUGGUAUAGAGGAAUAGCAGCUUCUGUGGUGCUGUAGCUUGCGUCUUCUCCUCGUCGUGGCAAUAAGAUCAAGAUGGGCGACGGGGUGGCUUUUGAGGCUGCCAGGAAGAUCAUCAUGCACCCGCUCUACGCGUCGAGGUCCUCGCCCUGGCUCGACCUCAAGGUGUUCUACGUGAGGGUCAGCAACUGCAUGGUGGACGAGUCCGCGCCGGACCAUCUCACGCUCAACCACAUCCCGCUGUCCCCCGACACGGUCAUCGAGGUCAACGGGCGGCGGAGCAGCAUGCACACCGAGUUCGUCUCGUCGUCCCUCAGAAGGGACAGGAUCGACAAGAAGACCGAGGAGGCCACGUACGUGAGCACGGAUAGCAUAAGGAUGACGGGGAGCGUAAGGUUCCAGGUGUUUGAUAAGAACGAUCUCUUGCUCACCGGGGACCUGGAGUUAUGCAAUGCCAAUGGUGUGGUCGGGGAACCGAAGAGCAGCAGCAAGAAAUGGAAUAUCAAGUGCCAAUCCUCGGCAUCGUCUAGUGGUUUCUUGAAGGGGAAGAUGUCCACGGGCCCAGACUCUGCGCAUCCUGUUGUCGAGGUUUACGUUGCUGGCACUUUCUCUGGCACGCCAAUUAUAUUAACCAAGACGGUCCAGUAUAUAUCACGGAGGAAGUCCCAGAUGAAACUGAAGCUGGACUCUAUCCCUGAGAAUGAAGCAACUGAACUACAUACAGAGAACUCACACGGGGACUCUGUGAAGGUAUCAGAAUUCUAUGAUCCCAAGUCUGAGACAGACGUGGACAUGGACUAUAACAGCUUGUACUCGAGGCAGGACUUUCUAGAGGGCGAGGAUGGUGAGCUUUCAUGGUUUAAUGCUGGCGUGCGGGUUGGAGUCGGGAUCGGCCUCGGCAUAUGCGUGGGCGUCGGGUUGGGUGUUGGCCUGCUGGUCCGGACAUACCAAGGCACCAGCAGGAACUUCAGGCGGCGACUGCCCUGAUGGCCAACGCUUCCCACAAGUAUAUAGGAAACUGACUGCCCAUCUUGCUGCCCAUGCUAGUGAUAGAUGAGCGAGGCCUUGUGUUCUCCCCUCCUGCAGCUUGUGUGCACUGCCAACCAUUUUUGUCCCUUUGAGGUAUGUAAAUGCGAGUAUGUAUAUGUAUAGUAAAAAUAAAAUAAAGAGUCGAGUCGGGUCGAGUCGCUUGAUGUUGCUGUGAGCAUUAGAUGGUUCUUUCUGAAUUAAAAAUGUAUUGAUGAAGGAACUUUAGGUGACCGGCAAGUGCAGUGUUUAGUCCUGAGGGUGAUGUUGCACCUAAGAACUGUUGCAAGCCAUGACUUGUUGUGCAGAGGGAACCUGAUUAGGUGGCCUGUUAUGUGUGUCAUAUGGUUUACUUUGAGCUUUUUCUCGAA
Triticum urartu is the source of this 1673-nucleotide messenger RNA. RefSeq lists its product as uncharacterized. Gene Ontology annotation, molecular function: phosphoglycerate dehydrogenase activity. The record is from RefSeq and is a predicted model, not a curated record. Lineage: Eukaryota; Viridiplantae; Streptophyta; Magnoliopsida; Poales; Poaceae.